Prunus dulcis (almond) is the source of this 2211-nucleotide messenger RNA. RefSeq names its product receptor-like protein 3. Lineage: Eukaryota; Viridiplantae; Streptophyta; Magnoliopsida; Rosales; Rosaceae. The record is from RefSeq and is a predicted model, not a curated record. Gene Ontology annotation, molecular function: protein binding.
AUGCUAGUAUUGAAGAUCCCCUACCACCAAAUGGCUCAUGUCCUCCUUUUCAUCCUCUUAUUCUCUUCCAUUUUAUCCACAAAUCAUGCAUGCAAUCAAUCUCAAAGCAGCUCUCUUUUGUCUUUUGCCCUCUCACUGUCUUCUCCUUCUUCGAACUGGACUUCCAUUGAUUGUUGCCAUUGGGAGGGCAUCACCUGUGAUCACGACGGUUGGGUCACACAUUUGGACUUACCCUCCAGAUCAGGGCUCAAUCUCAAAGGAGGUGUUUUUCCCUCAAUUGAAAAUCUCACUCAUCUCACCUACUUGAAUCUCUCUCACAAUUCACUCUAUGGUUCACUUGAAUCUGGUUUCUUCUUAUCCUUGAAUCGUCUUGAGAUCCUUGACUUGAGUUCUAACUUUUUUUUCGGAGAGCUACCGUCUUUUAUACCAUCCAACACUCGCAUGGUGGACUUGUCCAACAAUCACUUCCAUGGUGCAAUUCCAUCUUCAUUCUUCCGACGAGCUAGGAAUUUGACUAGUUUUAGUGUCAGGAACAACACCUUCUCAGGUUCUAUCCCAUCCUCUAUUUGUCUUCAUUCUUCUCCCCUGAUCAGGCUGUUGGAUUUUUCCUUCAAUGAAUUCAGCAGCAAUAUUCCUGCUGGACUAGGGAAGUGUGCCAAACUGCAAGUUUUUCGUGCUGGUUACAAUAGCCUCUCAGGAUCACUUCCAGAAGAUAUCUAUAAUGCUACCACACUUGAAGAAAUAACAUUACCUAGUAAUGCGAUUCGUGGAGACAUUAAGGAGGAAAUUGUCAACCUCACCAACCUUACAAUCCUUGAUCUCUAUCUCAAUGAAUUCAGUGGCAUGCUCCCGAUGAAUAUUGGGAAGCUCUCCAAAUUGAAAUUCAUGCUUCUUCAUUCAAACAAUCUAAAAGGUUCUCUGCCCCCUUCUUUGGUGAAUUGCACAAACCUUGAACAAUUGAACCUCGGAUCAAACAAUUUAGAAGGAAACCUCUCCAUGCUUGAUUUCUCCAAACUCAGUCGCCUUAGUAAACUUGACGUUGUGAGUAAUCACUUCGCCGGUGUCUUCCCAACUAGCCUUUACUCAUGCAAGUCCCUGAAAGCACUUCGAUUGAGCUUAAAUGACUUAGAUGGACGAAUAGAGCCUGAGAUUCUUUCAUUGAAAUCCCUGUCCUUCCUCUCGCUUUCUGGGAGCAGAUUGUCCAAUAUCACAGGGGCAAUGAAUAUAUUGAUGCGCUGCAAAAGUCUCAAAGUGCUUAUACUUUCAAACAAUUUUGUAGGUGAAGAAAUGCCAAAUGGUGAUGGCAUGGUUGAUGUUGAUGGAUUCCAAAAUCUUGGUAUUUUGUCUUUUCGUGGUUGUGAGCUCACUGGUUCAUUACCUGUAUGGUUAUCCAAACUAAAGAAGCUAGAGGUUUUGGAUAUGUCCUUUAACAGAAUCACAGGCUCAGUUCCGAGUUGGUUGGGGACUUCUCCAAGCCUUUUUCACAUAAACUUGGGCAACAACCGAAUUUCAGGUGAACUUCCAAAGCAAUUCUGCGAAUUACCAAUGUUGGUAUCUGAACAAACUGCAGCUCAAGUAGAGCAUACGUAUCUUGAACUACCUUUCUUCGUCAAACCUGCGGGUGAUGCAUACAUUUUGCAGUACAGUUCUCUCUCUUUCUUUCCACCAGCAAUAUACCUAUACAAUAAUAGCAUCAAUGGGAGUAUACCAACCGAGAUCAGCCAAUUGAUCCUUCUUCGUACAUUAGAUCUUAGCCACAACAAUGUCGGUGGAAACAUUCCAGACGAAAUCUCCAGCCUGAAAAUGUUGGAGACGUUGGAUCUUUCAAUGAACCACUUGUCUGGAGAAAUCCCCGCAUCAUUGACAAGCCUUAAUUUCUUGUCCACAUUGAACGUAUCGUAUAAUGAUCUCGAAGGGCCAAUACCAAAAGGCACUCAGCUCCAAGGCUUUGAUGUCUCUGCAUUUGAGGGGAAUCCAAAACUUUGUGGUGCCCCUCUUUGGAAUGAUUGUCCACUAAUUAACGGUAACAGCCAAGAUGUGGAGACUGAGCAUCAAAUUCCAUGGUUUCGUAUUUCUGUUGUGCUUGGCUUCAUCGUAGGAUUUGGCGGAUUUUGUGGUCCUUUAAUGCUUAAGAAGACAUGGAGAGAUGCAUAUUUCCAAUUCCUAAACAAUGUACGUAGGAUCUAUGCGAUGAGAAAAGUGCGUGCAUGA